CCUGGGAGUGGGAGCUUGCUCCAAACUUUGUUUAUGGGACAGUCCAGGAGCCGCGGCGGCCGUGCUGUCUGCUUCUCCUUCGCCUCCUCCUCCGAGAUCCCGAACGUCUGAGGCCAGUUUUGGGGAUGUGAGAGCCGAAGCCCUUCGACUGCCAGGCACCGAGGCGGGUCGGUAUUUGCCAGCCGGGCUCCGGCUCCAGUCCUGCAAGCUCGGGACGCAUCCGAGCGACCCAGGCCCGACGGCGGCCGCCGCACGCCCAGACUCGGCUUCACUGCGCGCCCAGAAGAUGAAUCCGGCCUCGGCGCCCCCUCCGCUCCCGCCGCCCGGGCAGCAAGUGAUCCACGUCACGCAGGACCUAGACACAGACCUCGAAGCCCUCUUCAACUCGGUCAUGAACCCCAAGCCCAGUUCGUGGCGGAAGAAGAUCUUGCCAGAAUCGUUCUUCAAGGAGCCUGACUCCGGCUCGCACUCGCGCCAGUCGAGCACCGACUCCUCCGGCGGCCACCCGGGGCCCCGGCUGGUCGGUGGCGCCCAGCACGUUCGCUCGCACUCGUCGCCCGCGUCCCUGCAGCUGGGCACCGGCGCGGGCGCUGCGGGCAGUGCCGCGCAGCAGCACGCGCACCUCCGCCAGCAGUCCUACGAUGUGACCGACGAGCUGCCGCUGCCUCCGGGCUGGGAGAUGACCUUCACGGCUACUGGCCAGAGGUACUUCCUCAAUCACAUAGAAAAAAUCACCACAUGGCAAGACCCUAGGAAGGUGAUGAAUCAGCCCCUGAAUCAUAUGAGCCUCCACCCUGCCGCCACUUCCACACCAGCGCCCCAGAGGGCCAUGGCCGUGUCUCAGCCAAAUCUUGUGAUGAAUCACCAACACCAGCAGCAAAUGGCACCCAGUUCCCUGAGCCAGCAGAACCACCCUACUCAGAACCCGCCAGCAGGGCUCAUGAGUAUGCCUAAUGCGCUGACCACUCAGCAGCAGCAGCAGCAGAAACUUCGGCUUCAGAGGAUCCAGAUGGAGAGAGAGAGGAUUAGAAUGCGCCAAGAGGAGCUCAUGAGGCAGGAAGCCGCCCUCUGUAGACAGCUCCCCAUGGAAGCAGAGACUCUGGCCACGGUUCAGGCUGCUGUCAACCCCCCUGCCAUGACCCCAGACAUGAGAUCCAUCACUAAUAAUAGCUCAGAUCCUUUCCUCAAUGGAGGGCCAUAUCAUUCGAGGGAGCAGAGCAACGACAGUGGCCUGGGGUUAGGGUGCUACAGUGUCCCCACAACUCCGGAGGACUUCCUCAGCAACGUGGAUGAGAUGGACACAGGAGAAAACGCAGGACAGACGCCCAUGAACAUCAAUCCUCAGCAGACCCGUUUCCCUGAUUUUCUAGACUGUCUUCCAGGAACCAAUGUGGACCUCGGCACUUUGGAAUCUGAAGAUCUGAUCCCCCUCUUCAAUGAUGUAGAGUCUGCUCUGAACAAAAGCGAGCCCUUUCUAACCUGGCUGUAACCAAUACCAUUGUAACUUGGGUGCAGCCAUGACCUGACAUUUCCUGGGCCUCUUGGAAGAAGUGACGGAGCAGAGCAAGUCUGCAGGUGAACCGCUUUCUGCCUCCAUGACUCAUGCUCCCUCCUUUCCAUUUGGCCAGUUUAAUCAUUGCCUGGAUUUGAUUGACAGUAACUUAAGUUAAACGUAAAUAAAUAUUCUAUUUUCAUUUUCUGCAAGCCUGCAUUCCUGUGGUGGGCCAUGCAGAAUUGUUUCUCUGCUUUUCUCUCUGCAGCCCCCAUGACUAAGCUUUAUGGGUGUUAGUUGAAAUUUAUACAUCAGUUGAUUAUAAACCAUAAAAAGCUGACCACAGGCAGUGACUUCUGACAGGCGGCUCGAUCCAGGAAAUGUACACAAAAUGAGACCCGAUUUACAGUUUCAAAAACUGUAUUGAUGACCGUAGUACCAAAUGCUUCAAAUAUUUAACCCAAGCUUUAAAAAAAUCAUCAUAUGGAUAGUAAGAUUCUGCUGUAUGGAAAACAAUGUAGUUUUGAAUCCGUGCUGGUUUUGAUGAUUAUUACUCCGUAUUUACAAAGGCACACUCAUUAGUUUAUCUUCCAUUUAUGGCAUAGCAUCUAGACAACUAGUCCUUCCAGCAGGAGAGUAGCAGCAGUAUUAGUCACGUUCCUACGCUACAGAUCUUAGGAAAGAGACCAGUUUGGUACUAAUUAUGAGCAUUUAUUAAACAAAACAUUUUAAAAUAGCAAGUUGGAUUUUUAAAAAUUGCAGCUUAGAAUUUGAUGUUUAUUUUAUGACGCACUAUAAUUUUGUAGCUGAUGACAAAGGGCAGCCAAAUGUUUUUUGAUAAAUCAGUGGCAACUAUAAUUUUGCCUUUUGAAACUGUUCUGAAAACAUCGGGAAAGCAUAGCUUUCAACCUGAUGGCACACACAGUAAGCUGUUGCUUUUUAAAUUCUGAAGCCUUGUCAGUUUUGCUUUUAAGAUUUCAAGUGUUUAAAAUAGUCUUAUCUAUGAAACUGUUUGAAGGAUGAAGCAGAUCUCUGACUGACGUUUUAAAAAAAUGCCCUCUGCGGGCGUAUGGUGGAGACUUACGUUUCUGAAUUCAGUAAAAUUGAUUCCUAAGUAUGUUACCCUAACCCUGUUUGCUACAGUUGGUAUAAAAAGGCAUGAAAUAUGUACUCAAUACCUCUUAUGUAACCAAAAAUUAUUUUUUACUAGCUUUUAAGGACUGAGAGAGAGCAUCAGGUUCACCUGGCAUGCACUCUGUCUGCAUUGCCAAUGAAGUCCUCAGCUGUUUAAUAUUUUCAACUGACAUUAUUUAUAAUCUAUGAAUUUAAUAUCUUUUUAGAAAGACAAUAAUUCAGGUCUCUGGGAGGAGCCCUUCAAUCCCCAAAGGGGCUUAUUUGUUCAGAAUCUUAAAUAAGAUCCUUUUCGAUCUAUCAGAAUAUAGACAGAAAGAAUACAUUUUAUCUUGUUGGAAAGAAGGCAUGUGAAAAGGUCAGAGAUGAAGUAGUAAAAGUUAUGGAAUACAGUGAAAGCACACCAGUUGUGAAGUGGAAAUAGACAAGUUAUAGCACCCCAAAAGCAAGACAAGCUAGACGUAUAAGAGGUGCCCCAAAAGAACAAAACCGCAAUUUUCUACUACAACCUUUGUACCAAAAGACUGUUGUAGAAGAAAAGAAGGCUUUGGUGCACUUUAUGUGGAGGGGGAGGGGCAGGGAUAGUGUAGCCCUGUCCAUGCUGAUGCUGAGCAUUAGGAGGACAAGGGCAGAAGCUUGCUGUCGCUUCCAACACAAUGAAGUGAUUCUUUUUCCUGAAGGACCCAUGGUUUAUGUUCCUCUGAUUCCUUCUCUCUCUCCAAGUGCUCUGAGAGAGAUGGGGGUGAUGUUUUUGUUGCUACUAAAUUGAAGGGAGCACUAUUUCUUUUUCUCUUAUGUUAGCAAUAAUUGCAAGAAGAGUUGUACAUUCUAAGGAAAAAACAAAAACAAAACAAGGGACCUAACAAAACUGAGCAGUGUUACUGUAUUUUUUUAAAAAAUAUUUUUAUAGACUCAUUUUCAGGUUAUUAAACGUAAAAGAAACAGAUACCCCUCUUUUUUUUAAGUAGUUAAAACAUCGAUGAUUUAUAUUAUCAAUUUUUAGAAGUAAUUUCCUAGUAAGCUUGUGGCAUUAGAAAACACUAGAAUUUUUUCUAGAGAAAUUAGUUGAAACAUUUAUUAAUGAACAUAAAUAUUUUUCCAGAAUUAAAUAUGGACCCUGAAUAUGUGUUUACGAAUAGAUAAAGCCAGAUAUAAUUUUCUGUUUGUUUUUAAGGCCAUAAAAUAUGACCUUUGUUAAAGAACACUAAAGCUAGAAAUCGACGUAAGAACAGCUUUUUAAAGGCUAUUUCCUAUUAUUGUAAGUGUUAAAAUCCCUGCAGAAUCAUGAUAAGGUGCUAUUUAUAUACUGUUUUUCUUAUUAGAGAACAACUGCCAGGAUAUCUAGUCAUUUAUUCCUACGUCAAUCAAUAAAUUUCAGCAUUUCAUCCAAUGGUUUUGCCAUAGAAAAGGCAUAUUAAAAUUGAAAUUGAAAAAUAAUUUUGGAGAUCUUUCUAGGGUUUUUUUCUGAUUAAACACAUUUUCUUAAAGUUAAUACAUUGUUAAAACCUAUUUGCAACUCUGUUAAAUCUAAGUAAUUCUUAGUAUUUCACCAUAGUAUUUAGGAUGUGAAAUGCCAUCUCUUCCACAGGAAGCACGUCAAACAGAACAAAAGCGUUAGUGUGCUGGGGGUGGGGGGCCGGGCGUUCCCCAGUGGGGUAGGAAGGCUCUAUGCAGAAGAAGGUGAUCUGGAGUGACACAAGUGUUGGUAAUUACGAGUUGUGUUCUCAUGACAUUAGGAAGUAAUUUCUGAAAGUACAACUUUUAUGGAAAAAAAAGCUAUUAAAAAGAAAUUGUAGAAUAAUUUAAUUGGGAAAAUGGACAAUUGACAGAGACCGUUUCCCUAACACACUACAUCAUUUAUGUGCUAGUACUUUAACUUUUAAAAAAAUUUACUUCUACAUUUUGUAAUAUGACAUAUGUGUGUUUAUUUUUAAUUUAGAAUGCUAUGCGUACAGAAGUAUGCAGCCAAGUCAAUCAGAUCAAACCAUUCUACCUGGACUUUGGUACUGGUUUUUACUUCUCUGAUU
This is a messenger RNA of Pteronotus mesoamericanus, 4650 nucleotides long. It is a transcript of the gene WWTR1, whose product is annotated as WW domain containing transcription regulator 1. The record is from RefSeq and is a predicted model, not a curated record. Lineage: Eukaryota; Metazoa; Chordata; Mammalia; Chiroptera; Mormoopidae. Gene Ontology annotation, cellular component: cytoplasm; nucleus. The transcript has 7 exons. Gene Ontology annotation, molecular function: protein binding; transcription coactivator activity. Gene Ontology annotation, biological process: positive regulation of transcription by RNA polymerase II; hippo signaling. Bases 287 to 1489 code for a protein of 400 amino acids.